AUGGCCAGACACACUCGCUCGAGUAGCCGACAAAGCUACCCUCAGCAUCUCCCCGUUGAGCUGGAGCCAUCCCCCUUAUCCCCUAUUUCUCCCAUGUACAACCAGCAGCGCAUGACCCUUCCCCCCGCUGGCUACUACACCAUGCCUCCCACCACUGCUGCUGGCUCGUCCUCCAUGGCUCUUGGACCCCCUCAAGCCCCUGCCAUGCCUGGGCCAUCCUACGAGGAGGUCUACGCUGGCACUGCCGCACCCCCAAUGCCCCUCCCUCAGUCCCACCGCCCCAGCUCUGGUGCUUGGUCGGUGAGUGACGAUCACCAACUCCUGGCCGCCAGGGCCCAGGGCCUGAACUGGGCCCAGAUCAAGGAGCUCUACUUCCCCAAGAAGACUGGCAACGCCUGCCGCAAGCGCCACGAGCGCCUCUCCGAGAGGCGGGACGCCGACGACUGGGACAACAGGAAGUUCCAGCGCAUGGCCAAGGAGUAUCUUGCCAUGCGCAGGGAGAUCUGGGCUCCCCUCGCCGCACGAACCGGCGAGAAAUGGCAAGUUGUCGAGCAAAAGUGCAUGUCCAGCGGCAUCAAGAACCUUCAGAGCGCUGCUCGCGCAGCAACGCGCAAUGAACGUCUAAGCCAGAACCAUCUCGCUUCUGGCCAACCUCUUACAGGGUAUGACGACGACAGCGGCAUUUCCGGAAUCGGCCUGACGCCCAUUGAUCAAAUAGACGCAUCCUAUAAUAGUCCUGAGACCACCUCCCCCUCCUCCGACGACCAGCACUACCACCACCACCAGCGCCAUCAACGCCAGUCCCGCCACCUCCACGCCUCCUCCCACGCCGCCAUGGCUGCCCCGAGCAUGCCCAUGCAAGCCCUCGGUCCCGGUCCCAGCGGUGCCUACCUGGGCCCGUUUGGCCUGGAACCCGGCUACGGUAACAUGGCUCCCAGCCAGCACCGCUACUCGUCCAGUGUCAGCUCAACAGCAAGCGCCGGACAUGGGUACAACGGGAACGGGAGCCAGAGCGAUACCAGCCCGUACAUGGCCAAUCAGCGGUUACCGAGCUCGAACGGCAGAAGACAUCACUAG
Messenger RNA from Clonostachys solani, 1077 nucleotides. Lineage: Eukaryota; Fungi; Ascomycota; Sordariomycetes; Hypocreales; Bionectriaceae. The record is from the annotation of a GenBank genome assembly.